Molecule: messenger RNA, 1341 nt
Organism: Tetrahymena thermophila SB210
Lineage: Eukaryota; Ciliophora; Oligohymenophorea; Hymenostomatida; Tetrahymenidae
Exons: 1
Source: RefSeq, a predicted model, not a curated record
AUGUCAACAGUGAUUACAACUUUGGCUAAAAUAGAAAAAUCUAAUCCUUCUCUAAUAAGAAAAAAACAAAUUGCUUCUUUAGUUAAGUCAAAGGAAUCUAAGGAGCAAAAGUAAAUUAGUAACAAUCACGAUCAAGAGGAAGAUGAAGAAGAGAACGAUGAUGUCAGCCAGAGUGCUGGAAGUUACAGCAGUAGAUAAUCUGGCAGCAAGAUAGUGAGCAAAAACAUUAAAAAAGGAUUCAAAAAGAUUCAUUGGACAAUUACCCCUAUCUUCAACUAGGUUACUUAAAAGGAAAUGCUUUACGUGACUGGAGAGAUUCUUUUAGAUUUUGACAAAAAGUACUCCUAUUUAAGCAAAAGAUCUGCUUGGAAUGAUGUUAAGAGAGUUUCAAACAUCGAGGCCGAUUAUAAAAACGAAGUUAUAAUUGUAAAUUUUGAUUAACAGAACAUGAAUUUCAUUGAAUUCAAAAAACAAUUACCUCGAUAUCUAAGAUAUCCAGAAGAACAUAUUCAUCAAUUUGGAAACACUCUUGUAGAGUAUGAAAAAAUAUACUCCAAAUACUAAAACUUCGUUAAGCUCAAGAUAAAUGAUAUAAAGAAGUCUGAGGAAUCUAUGCAACUAUUUUAAGACAGGAAAGUCUUAUUUGAUAGGCUCACAAGAGAAUACUAUAAAAAACUGAACGAUGAAUAGAAAUAUUUCUUCACAGUAGAGAGCUAUCCAAGUUUAGUAAACAAUUAAUAUAUUGCAUAGAGAAUGUCUUUCAAUAGAGAAUUAUGCAAUUUGUUGGGUACCAACCAGUAAUCUUUCUUACACAUCACUCAAAGAAACGGAAUAAUAGAAUUUUACGAAUUUGAAACUAUGUUGGCUAUCAACAAAAGAGUAAUAGAUGCUAUAGUUUCUCACUUCAAAGAUAAGCCAGUUAAUUUUGAAAAUUUCACUAAUUUCUAAGACGUGAAAGAAGAGGGAUACUACAAAUUCUUUACGUAUGAUGAAAUUGAAUUUUAUGCUCGCAUUAGAAUUGAAUAUAUAACUCUUGAUAGUCUCCUAAACUCUCCAUAGUCAGAAUACAAAUAUGAUUUUUACUCUACUAUCGUAUACAUUGAGCCCUCAUAAAAUACUAUAAAUCAGAUCAAUGCCCUCAGACAGGCCUAAAAGGUCAUUUCACAGAGUCUCAUCAAAGAGCUUGAAUCUGACAUGACAUACACAAUAUAGUCAGAGUAUUUCGUAAAUUAAUUAGAAAAACAAGCAAUUGUUGAGCCUCAAAAGCCAAAAAAGAGCUAAGUAAAAAUUUGCGGUACAAAAGAAAUUGAAUCUAAUUCUAGUUCUCCACUUGAGUAAUGA